Messenger RNA from Trypanosoma cruzi, 1716 nucleotides. Its product is annotated as small GTP-binding protein, putative. The record is from RefSeq and is a predicted model, not a curated record. Gene Ontology annotation, molecular function: GTP binding. NCBI's taxonomy places the organism in Eukaryota, Euglenozoa, Kinetoplastea, Trypanosomatida, Trypanosomatidae. The transcript has a single exon. The coding region runs from base 1 to 1716 and encodes 571 amino acids.
AUGAGGCGAUUUUGCAUUGUGAAUGCCUUGCGUAGCAGUGGCGUAGUGUUUCUUACCACAGCCACGCCACCGAGCACCAACAGUACUGCCGCUGCAAAUAACGCAAUGAAAAGUUCUCAGUUUGCGUUGCCUUUGAAUAGACAAAUCCGACAUGGCCUUAGCUCGGACUGGCGCGAACAGGUGCGGCGUUCGGGCGGCGUUCUAAAUGACAUCUCGCCCGCUCUACCGGACAGUAAUCGCACCGACGAUCAGCGAAAGCGUGUUGCGGGUUGGCAACCGGUAGUGAAGCUCCUGGGCGACCAGCGGCUUCGAGUGGCAAUUGUUGGCCGCAUGAACAGCGGCAAAUCGUCUCUUUUUAAUUUACUGAGCGAAGACCCGACGAUGCCACAUCGGAAAAACAUUGUCCGUGACUUUGACGGCAUCACGCGUGACUCGGUGGAGGGCCAUGCCCAGCUGGAGGGAAUGCACUUCACCAUCAUUGACACGCCGGGUAUGGUGAACGGAAAACUGGUGGAGGAGGCAUUUCGUACCGUGGAAACGGCGGAUGCUGCCAUUUUUGUUACAUCCGUUGACGAGGAUUUGCAUUCAGCUGAAUUUGACCUCAUUCAUUACCUGCAACUCAAAUGUAUGCCAACAUUCGUGUUGGUGAACAAGAUGGAUCUCGUUCCGUUAGACGAAGAGGACCGAGUUCUUGAGCGAUACAAUGAACUCGGACUAGGCAAUGCCAUUCCAUUCUCCGCACGACGCAAAUCGGGGAUGGAAAUGCUUGCAGCCGUGUUGGAGCCAUUGUACCACAUCCACUCUAUGCAAAAGGUGGAAAAUGACUGGGACAUUGAGGACCUUGCCAUGCAGGGGGAUGAGUCCGCCAUGGAGGAGAUACGUGACCGCAACUGCGCAGAUCGCUUUAUUCGCAUAGCGCUGGUAGGGAGAACGAAUAGUGGCAAAUCAAGUUUAAUCAAUCGUUUAGUGGGCUUUGAGCGCAGCCGUGCUGUCGAUGAGAAGAAUUCCACACGUGAUCCGGUAGAGCUACCAUGUAUCUAUAAGGGACGUAAAGUGAAACUCAUUGAUACUGCUGGUCUGACAAGAAAUCGAUUCCGUGCCGACCGUGAUUUUAUUGGCCGUAUUCAUGAUCUUUCAGUAAAUGAGAUUCGCUACGCUCAUGUGGUGAUUGUUGUUUUUGAUGCCACAGAGGGCCACCCGAACAAGUAUGACAUGGCUGUGUUACAUUCUGUUGCCGCAGAGGGGCGACCUUUUUUACUGUGUGCCAACAAGUGGGAUGCGGUUCUGGAUCAGAGUGCAACCGCAGAGGCUAUUGACUUUAAAAUCAAGCGACAGGUACGAGAGGUGAAAUAUAGCAACGCUGUCGUUGUCUCUGCUCACACAGGACUGAAUCUCACUCUACUUAUGGACCAGGCAUUAUUACUUUAUGAUACAUGGAACAAACGUGUGCGCCGUGCGGAGCUGACACGUCUCUGGCGCAAGAUGGAGAAGUCUGUUAUCAUUCCAUACCACGUUGCCCGUGUAGGACGCAUCACGCAGGUAAAUACACGUCCACCGACCUUCUUGCUUCAUUUGCAGACGAAGAAUGAUGAAAACACAUUGCCAAGGGCACUUCAGGAAAUGAUGAAAAAUACAAUUGUGGAGGAGUUUGACUUUCGUGGGGUUCCCAUCCGUCUUAUUCAGGAAGUAAAGGACUCUAACCCCGACUACAUUUAA